ACAAAUCCCCACUCAGGCACGCGAAGGGAGAGAACAUUCGUCGAACAGACGCCACCUUACAUAUGUGAAUAAAUACCUUAAUAACAAUAAUAUAUUGAGAAAAAAUGGAACUAUCUUACACAGCUAUAAAAACGGCACAUCAAGCCCGAGAGGCGGAUGAGAUGAGGAUUGAGAUGAGGAAGAAGAGCCUCCUAGUCCUCAUCUACCAACACCUGAUGGGGCAAGGCUACGUGGCCGCAGCCCUGGCCUUGGACCAGGAGAUGAACGGCGGCGUGAAGAAGUUUGAAGUUUGCGACAACAUCGAUUUGGAGAUGGUGCUGAUGGAGUACGAGAGCUACCAUUUUGUCAAGUUCCAGAAGUAUCCCAAACUCAUCAAGAGAGUGUCAGAAGCAGGUGAAAGAAAUAUAAGAAGUGUUGGUAAAAAGAGGGCACCUUGUUCAGCUGUGAGGCCUCUCCCCAAAAUCCAGACGACGACCUCUGGAGGAGCGAGAGGGAAUGUGGCCAAUGGGGAUGCACCACCUUGUCCUCUGGAGUCCACAGAAUUUGGUCUGAGUGUUUGCCCCAUCGCUCAUGGUGGGACGGCCAUAACCAGAAAGGGUCAGAUGAUUGACAGCACGGGAGCUGAAGGGGACUUGGAGCACGUGGAGCGUCUGCUGAAGCCCCUCAGUGGCUUUCCAGGAAUGAGCGGCGAGAUGAAAGAACUCGCCACAAUCAUCAGUAAGGACAUCUAUUUGCACAACCCCAACGUGCGCUGGGAGGACAUCAUUGGCCUGGAGGACGCAAAGCGAUUAGUCAAGGAGGCGGUGGUCUACCCCAUUAAGUACCCGCAGCUCUUCACGGGCAUCCUCUCUCCCUGGAAGGGCUUGCUACUUUACGGCCCCCCGGGUACAGGCAAGACCCUGCUGGCCAAAGCCGUGGCCACCGAGUGCAAGACGACCUUCUUCAACAUCUCGGCGUCCAGCAUAGUGAGCAAGUGGCGAGGGGACUCCGAAAAACUGGUCAGGGUUCUAUUCGAGCUGGCCCGAUACCAUGCUCCCUCCACCAUUUUCCUGGAUGAGCUGGAGUCAGUAAUGAGCCAGAGAGGAAGCAACACAAUGGGCGAGCAUGAGGGCAGUCGCAGAAUGAAGACAGAGCUCCUGGUUCAGAUGGAUGGACUGGCCAGGUCUGAGGACCUGGUUUUUGUACUGGCAGCAUCCAAUCUGCCUUGGGAACUGGACCACGGGAUGUUAAGGAGACUGGAAAAGAGGAUUCUUGUCGGUCUUCCUCCUGCACUCGCCCGCCAAGCUAUGAUCUCUCACUGGCUGCCUGCUGUCAACAGCACAGGGGAGGUGCAGCUCCACGCUGACCUGGACUACCAGCGACUCGGCAAGGAGAUGGACGGCUACUCCGGAUCUGACAUCAGAUUGGUGUGUAAGGAGGCCGCCAUGAGACAAGUGCGCAAAAUCUUUGCGGCUCUGGAAUCGUAUCAGGACGGAGACACAGGCAUGCCCGCCAUCAGGCUGGAAACCGUGGUCACGCAGGACUUCUUGGAAGUCCUCGCCCACACCAAACCAUCGGCCCGCGGCCUGAUGGAGAGACACUUGGCCUGGGAGAAAGAGUUUGAAUCCGUCUGACCAAACAGGCCUGACAAUAUUAAAAUAAUGCAACUGCUAA
Messenger RNA from Nerophis ophidion (straightnose pipefish), 1653 nucleotides. RefSeq names its product katanin p60 subunit A-like 2 (gene katnal2). Bases 105 to 1613 code for a protein of 502 amino acids. The transcript is spliced from 16 exons. Lineage: Eukaryota; Metazoa; Chordata; Actinopteri; Syngnathiformes; Syngnathidae. The record is from RefSeq and is a predicted model, not a curated record. Gene Ontology annotation, molecular function: ATP hydrolysis activity; protein binding; ATP binding.